This is a messenger RNA of Ruditapes philippinarum (Manila clam), 1953 nucleotides long. RefSeq lists its product as uncharacterized. Lineage: Eukaryota; Metazoa; Mollusca; Bivalvia; Venerida; Veneridae. The record is from RefSeq and is a predicted model, not a curated record. The transcript has 5 exons. The coding region runs from base 104 to 1288 and encodes 394 amino acids.
CAUUUUCGGAAUAAAGACCGCAUGAAAUGAAGUGAGGUUUCAUAAGUUGUCAUUUCUGUCAUAAGCAUAAACGUUGUUUAUACAAAAUCCAUAGUGAUUAAAAAUGACGCAAAUGGUAUGGAACGGAGCUCUCGUUUUUGUCGCUUUGGCCUGUACCGUCCAAGGGUCAGUGAAAAAAGGAGUUGUACAUUGGGCUGACAGCUAUGAAUGCGAUGAUUUUAAAGUUUUAGACAACAUUAAUUGGUGGUAUGACUUCAGAAUGAAUCUGAACUAUUUCCACAAGAACGACAUAUGUACAUCCAGCGUCGAUACUUAUUUGUAUAACUAUGUCCCCAUGGUUUGGGGGCAUUGGAGAGAUACUGUAAUUAACCUUCCAGAAGAUUCACAACAGUUUGUCCUUGGCUUCAACGAGCCAAAUCAUAAGAAACAAUCAAAUAUGUCACCCGAGAAAGCUGCUGCUGCGUGGAAAGAAGUUGAAAAGAAUUCCAAAGGAAGAAAGCUUGUGAGUCCUUCAGCUGCAACAUGCGGUGAUAAGUGCAAUGUUGACGAAUUUGAAUGGUUCGACAAGUUUUUCGAGCUUUGCAAAGGAUGUAGAGUGGAUUACCUAGCGGCACACACGUAUUGGUGUAACCCUGGUAAAGUGAUGAGAUACUUGUGGCAACUCUACAAAAGAUACAAUCGAAAGAUUUGGCUCACUGAGUUUGCUUGUGGCAAAACAACAUACGAAAUGGAACAAUUAGAUUUUAUGGAACAAAUAUUACCAGCGCUGGAGGACGCCGAUUUUGUUUUCAGAUAUUCCUGGUAUUCAGCGAGAAUAAAGAAGUCUGGAUUUGUUACGACAUCUGCGAGUCUCCUUAAACCCGACCGUUCAGAGCUUACCACUUUGGGACGUUUCUACAACGAUUUUCAAGGAUCUUCGAGCGAGUUGCCUACUUCUCCUAAGCCACAGAUCACCACAGCAGUCGAUAUAAAUGUGGUAGGCAGGGACGAAACGCUCCUUAUAUUGAAGUCUUUUACUUCAAACCCAACCAAAUGGUGGAAGGUUCUCAAUUUUAUGAAGAAAAACUCAUAUACGCUGCCUGUUGCUGUACAAGAUGUAUACAAGACGUCGUCAAACAGAGACCUCAAACAGCGGAUUAAAAAACGGUUCAUCGAGGUGUUGUGUACCGAUGUUGAAGAAUUGCAGGACCCGGAUGUUAGGUUCCUAGUUGAGAAAAUUAAAGACAUGCCCGAAGGAGAGAAGAAAAGGAGAAGAAAUGCGGGAGAGCUACGCGUUCCAAAAUGCUGAAGAAUAAAGUGUGCAUGUAAUUUGUACCUAUUUUUUAUUUCUUUAUUUUCCAAUAAACGUUGUACAAUAAUUGUAGUAAAUAAAACUUAUUGAUAUUUUUGACCCGCAUUACUUUGAACGUUGAAGUAAUACUUAUGCCACUAAAAUUAUGUACCGAAGAUGUGCAGACCAAUUCUGGCAAAAUUGGAGUGAAAUAUUUUGGACAAAAUUUGAAAAGUGCUUCUUUCAGUGUACGGGAUUUCGACCCUUUGCCGGACAGGACCAUGUGCAGAAAAGGACCAUGUGCCCGACAUUUUUCCUGUUUCAUUUUUGAUAGAUAGCAUUUGAUUAUAAAAUGUCUUUGUAACAUGGUCAAUCUUUAAAGAAAUAUAUAGAUACUAAAAAUAUCAAGAAAAAUCAAGAUAAGUGUAAGGUAUGGUAAUUUUUUAUUGUGAUUUAUUACAAAUAGAAAAAGAACAGGUUAUACAAAACAUGCAUGAUAGUAGGAAAUAACUUAAAUAAAUUGGUUAAUAUACAAUGCGCGUAUCACUGCAAUGUUGUUCAUAUACAAAAAUCAUUUGUUAAACAGAUCUACAGCUAAUAUUUGUAACUGUUGUUGACGCUGCUGUGUGAUGACACCAUUGUUGUCGAGAUGUUUGCUGAAAAAAUAUAAAGCAGAAGAUGAA